GCGAUCAGUCGAGCGCCGGGCGGAAAAGGGAAACGUAGCCGAGCGCCGAGGUGGCCCAUCGAGGGACUUCGGCCCGGAGACGGUGGGGCAGCGGCCGGGCGGAGAGGAGACCCGCCAUGUCGCUGCUCGGUCGCGGACUCCCCUGCCUUGCCCUCGCCCCGAGGAGGCUGGUGGCUGGUGGCAAACCGGUGUUUGGAAACUGUUGGCAUCACCAGCUGAGAAUGUCGAGUUCAAAUUCGUUGCUGGAAGCCCAGAUGGGACUUUUGUUUCAAGAGGGUCCUGAUUUGAAAGAUUUUACCUCUGGGGAACUUUCCGACAAAACCAAAUGGGCAGAAUACAAAGGCAAUUUAAAGCGCCAAAAAGGAGAAAGGUUACGCCUUCCUCCCUGGUUGAAAACGGAGAUCCCGAUUGGAAAAAAUUACAAUAAACUGAAGAACACAUUGCGCAGCUUAAACCUACAUACGGUGUGUGAGGAGGCCAGGUGUCCCAACAUUGGGGAAUGUUGGGGAGGAGGAGAAUAUGCAACUGCUACAGCCACCAUCAUGUUAAUGGGGGACACCUGUACGAGAGGCUGUCGCUUCUGCUCCGUAAAGACGUCGAGAAGUCCUCCUCCGUUGGACCCCGAGGAGCCGACUAACACCGCCGAAGCAAUUGCCGAAUGGGGACUUGAUUAUGUUGUGUUGACCUCCGUGGACCGGGAUGAUCUUCCUGAUGGAGGAGCCGAACACUUCGCAAAGACUGUCUCACACUUAAAAAAAAGGAAUCCCCAAAUUCUCGUGGAAUGCUUAACCCCUGACUUCCGAGGAGACCUCAAAGCGGUGGAGAAAGUGGUUUCAUCUGGAUUGGAUGUCUACGCCCACAACGUGGAGACCGUUCCCGAAUUGCAGAGACAAGUUCGGGAUCCCCGGGCCAAUUUUGAGCAAUCCCUUUGCGUUUUGAAGCACGCUAAGAAAGUUCAGCCUGAUGUGAUUUCCAAAACGUCAAUCAUGCUGGGCCUGGGGGAGACUGACGAACAGCUGCACGACACCCUGAAAAGAUUACGCGAAGCUGAUGUGGAUUGCUUGACCUUGGGACAGUAUAUGCAGCCAACAAAACGGCAUUUAAAGGUCGAAGAAUAUAUUACUCCGGAGAAAUUUAAAUACUGGGAGGACGUUGGAAACAAACUUGGAUUUCAUUACACGGCUAGUGGGCCUCUCGUGCGGUCUUCUUACAAAGCAGGUGAAUUUUUCUUGAAAAACCUAAUCCAUAAGAGGAAGAAGAAGGACAUCUGAUGCAUCCAAGGCCCACAAGAAGAAUUCCAUUCCUUUCCUUGUCUUCUAGAUGGCUACAGCACAGAUAAACCCAAUUAACCAACUUGGAAGGCUUUUGCUGCUUUGUAAAAAAAAAGAAUACAAAAUAUUUUAUUUGUUCCUGGACCCUGACAUGUUCCCAUAUUGUACACACACAAUAAAAUGUCACUCAUUAUCCAUUAUGCGGUAUUCAGACAUAUCAAGAAAAAGAAGUAGAGCGAGGCCUGUACAUUAAGGAAUCCAAAGAUUGAUAUAUGCAUUUUUUCCCUAGCACAUCGAUAAUCAUUGUUUGCUCCAUUAACCCCAUCCCGCUGUUAACCGUCUUUUCAAUCACAAUCCUAGUAUUGAGCAACUCAAGUCAUGAUCACCGUUGGUAUGUAACACAAUAAAUGUCUUUUCUCGCUGGACAUAAAUAGGAUUAAAAGCACCUGCGCUGCAAAUGAUAUUCUUGAUUAAACUGUUGGAUUGGA
Molecule: messenger RNA, 1759 nt
Organism: Crotalus tigris (Tiger rattlesnake)
Lineage: Eukaryota; Metazoa; Chordata; Lepidosauria; Squamata; Viperidae
Product: lipoyl synthase, mitochondrial-like
Exons: 11
Coding region: 117-1271 (384 amino acids)
Biological process (GO): lipoate biosynthetic process
Cellular component (GO): mitochondrion
Molecular function (GO): lipoate synthase activity; 4 iron, 4 sulfur cluster binding
Source: RefSeq, a predicted model, not a curated record